AUGCUCACACUGCUUUCAGUGUUUAAUUUGCUUAUACUGUAUGGAACAGAGAGCUCAGCCAUAUCCACAAUCAUCAUUAAUGCAACUGUGGGUGACCAGGUUCUGUUUCCUUUGCCUAUCCAUUGUGGAUCUCAGUAUGAAGUAGAAUUUCUAUUAAAAUUACCAAUUAAUGCUAAACUUGCUUCAUGGAGUAAUGGUACAUCUCACAAACAUGCAUUGUAUGAAAAAAGACUGCAAAUACACCAAAAUGGCUCUCUGGCACUGCAGAAAGUACAGAUUAAUGACACAGGACUGUAUGAAAUACAUAUCAAUUACUGUGAUACACCAAUGAUGGAAACAACUAUAACAAAGUUUGAUUUGCAAGUGUUUGAGCCAGUUUCCAAGCCUUUAAUAACAAUAAAUUGUUCAACUGAAAAUGCCAGCCUGGGCUGCUCUGUCUCCAAGGGAACAAAUGUCGCAUUAUACUGGGAAAUACAACCCAAGUCUGGACCCAGCAAUAGAAUCGAUGGUGAAGCUGAACUGGUGAUAAGUCAUGGUCAUGAGCAGGACAAAUACACGUGUGUAGUACAAAAUCCAAUCAGCAAUGCAACCAGCGACCAACAGACAUUAGAGAUGUGUAAUGACCAAAGUUCUAAAGGUUUGGUACUUUUCACCUAUAUAAGUACUGCAACUAUAUUGCUUUUUGGUUUGGCUAUAAUUAUAUUUAUCUACAUAGCAAAACUAACAACCCGUGAUAAAGGAAACAACACAGCAAUUGAAAAAUGGAAUGAAGAAACAUGCUACCUGAGUGAUGGAGCUAUUGAAGCCACAUAUAUUACUAGGAUUCGUUCAAGCUAA
This is a messenger RNA of Hemiscyllium ocellatum (epaulette shark), 837 nucleotides long. Its product is annotated as hepatic and glial cell adhesion molecule-like. Lineage: Eukaryota; Metazoa; Chordata; Chondrichthyes; Orectolobiformes; Hemiscylliidae. The coding region runs from base 1 to 837 and encodes 278 amino acids. The transcript has 5 exons. The record is from RefSeq and is a predicted model, not a curated record.